AUGAAAUCAGAACAGGAAAACAACAGGAAAUACAUAGACGUGACAAGAGAGGAGGGGAAGAAAUCCAAUGCAGACCAGAUAACGAAGAUUCCAUUCUUUGACGACGUGGGUGCUGUGACCCUGCAGUACUUUGACUCCCUCUUCCAGAGGGACAACCUACAGAAGUCCCAGUUCUACAAAAGCCUCCCCAAAGUCCUGCCCAAACUACCAAAGAGAGUGGUGGUGUAUCGUAUCCUGCCGGCACUGACCUCCGAGUUUGUCAACCCGGACAUGGUGCCCUUCGUGCUGCCCAACGUGCUGCUGAUCGCCGAGGAGUGCACCAAGGAGGAGUACGUUCAUCUCAUCAUGCCCGACCUCACGCCCGUUUUCAAGCAGCAGGAGCCCGUUCAGGUAGACGCGCAUACAGUGUUGUCAUGCACGUGACUGCAACACAACUGCUCAACAUUACUAUUGUA
This is a messenger RNA of Anarrhichthys ocellatus (wolf-eel), 455 nucleotides long. RefSeq names its product SCY1-like protein 2. The coding region runs from base 1 to 423 and encodes 140 amino acids. The record is from RefSeq and is a predicted model, not a curated record. NCBI's taxonomy places the organism in Eukaryota, Metazoa, Chordata, Actinopteri, Perciformes, Anarhichadidae. The transcript has 4 exons.